Molecule: messenger RNA, 3219 nt
Organism: Pimephales promelas (fathead minnow)
Lineage: Eukaryota; Metazoa; Chordata; Actinopteri; Cypriniformes; Leuciscidae
Gene: mylkb
Product: myosin light chain kinase b
Biological process (GO): protein phosphorylation
Molecular function (GO): ATP binding; protein binding; protein kinase activity
Source: RefSeq, a predicted model, not a curated record
GACAGAUGACAGACUUUAGGGCAGCUCUAAAGCCCCGGUCGGGGCCUAAGCCGGGGUCUGAAAUCAAGACAAGCACCCCAACGAAGGUUGACUUCAGAUCAUUGCUCAACAAGAAAGAUGGUUCAUCCAAAGCACCUGCUGCCACACCACCCCCAAGCAGCGCACCUUCAGGCUUCAGGUCUGUCCUGAACAAAAAGCAAGCACCAGAACCAGAGAAGACUGAGGAAAACGAACAGAAUCCAUCAAAACCAACACUCAAGACACCCCAGAAGGAAAAUCGAAGUGGUGUCAAUGGCGUAAAUGGUGGCGAAAAGGUGAAUGUAAAGGAAAACCCGACAACAGAGAAAAAAAACAGCAGCAAUGAUGUAGGGACAACUGAAAACAAGGAGAAAGCCAGUCCCAAGAACAAGACAAAUGAUGGACAAAUAACAGAGACAAACGAUAAAAAGGCAAAAGUGGUGAACGGAGGAGAAGGAUGCUGGAAAGACGCCUGUUUUCACACAGACUCUCGGUGACAUCACUGUGGUGGAUGGAGAGAAGCUGAGGUUAGAGUGUCAGGUGACCUCUGACCCACAAGCUGUCAUAACCUGGAUACUUGAUGGGAAAAUCGUGAAGCCAUCCAAGUUCAUCAUCUUAUCACAGGAAGGUGAAAAGUGUUCCCUUACAAUUGACAAGGCUCUACCAGAGGACGAAGGGCGAUACACAUGCAGAGCAGAGAAUGCACGUGGUAAAGCAGAGUGUUCCUGUAUGGUCACUGUUGAUGAUCCUUCAGACCCAUCAGCAGAUAAGAAAAACAGGAAGAGCCCUUGUGCAACUCCCACAACAGAAAAUGAAGCCAGAAUAAAGAAGAAACCAGCUCCCGCCAAACAGUGUUCUCCGCCUCAGUUUCUGCAGUUCUCUGGAGAUCGGAAGAUCAGGGCAGGAGAAAAGGUGGAGCUGUUGGGCAACUUUGGAGGGUCGGCACCAAUAACUUGCACCUGGCUCAAAUUUAAAAAGCCGAUCCAGCCAGGAAGUAGGGGCAUUUCCAUAGAGACCAGAGAGAACAGCAGUCAGCUGACAAUCACAGCGAGCGACCAGGAUCACUGCGGCUGCUACACUCUAGAACUGCAGAAUAAAUUUGGCACCAAGCAGGCCUCACUCAAUCUCACCAUCGUAGAUAAGCCAGAUCCCCCAGCCGGCAUCCCUGCUGCUUCCGACAUCCGCAUGUCUUCACUCACUCUCUCCUGGUACGGCCCCACUUACGAUGGAGGCAGCGUCGUCCAGUCAUACAACCUGGAGAUCUGGAACUCCAUAGACAACACAUGGAAUGACCUGACCUCUUGUAACAGCACCUCAUACCAUGUCCAGAACCUUCUCGUCGAUCGUCACUAUAAGUUCCGCGUUCGAGCUGUUAAUGUGUAUGGAGUUGGAGAGCCCAGCGCAGAAUCUGAGCCCAUUAAAGUGGGAGUGGAGGAGAUAACAGAGAAAAAGGAAGAGGGGGAAGUUGGAGCCACUGUGUCUGAUGAUGAUGAGGAGAAAGAACCAGAAUACAGAGAUGUGGUCAUUAAGAAAGACUGUAGCGUUAAGGACUUCUAUGAUAUAGAGGACCGCUUAGGAACUGGUAAAUUUGGUCAAGUCUUCAAAUUAGUGGAGAAGUCCUCCAAGAAGGUAUGGGCAGGGAAGUUCAUCAAGGCAUUCUCACAAAAGGACAAGGAGAACGUGAGGCAGGAGAUUGGUAUCAUGAACAGCCUUCACCACUCCAAACUGGUGCAGUGUGUGGACGCCUUUGAGGGAAAGUCUGACUUGGUCAUGGUCUUGGAGAUGAUCUCUGGAGGUGAGUUGUUUGAGCGAAUCGUCGAUGAGGAUUUCGAGCUGACUGAGCGAGAGGUGAUCAAGUACAUGCUGCAGAUCAUAGAUGGAGUGCAGUUUAUCCACAAGCAGGGCAUUGUCCACUUGGAUCUCAAACCUGAGAACAUCAUGUGCAUCAACAAGACGGGAAGCAAGAUCAAACUUAUUGACUUUGGACUCGCUCGAAGGCUAGAGGAUUCUGGCUCUCUGAAGGUCCUGUUUGGAACUCCGGAGUUUGUAGCUCCUGAGGUGAUCAACUAUGAGGCUAUCAGCUACCCAACAGACAUGUGGAGUAUUGGCGUCAUCUGUUACAUUCUUGUCAGUGGUCUCUCACCAUUCAUGGGAGAUAAUGACAAUGAAACCCUUGCCAAUGUCACCUCAGCCACCUGGGAUUUUGAGGAUGAGGCAUUUGAUGAGAUUUCCGAUCAGGCCAAAGACUUCAUCAGCAGUCUCCUGAAAAAGGACAUGAAGGCCAGACUGACCUGCGCUCAGUGUUUCGAGCACUCCUGGCUCAAACAGGACACUAGAAAUAUGGAGGCUAAACAGCUGUCCAAAGAGAGGAUGAAGAAGUACAUCCUGAGACGCCGCUGGCAGAAAACAGGGAAUGCAGUGCGAGCUAUCUCUAGGUUCAGCUCUAUGGGAAUGUUAGGAGGCAUCGGACCAAAGAAAAGCUCUCCGACUGAUGAAGAGCCUCCUGCACCAUUCUUUGAGAUUGCGGAGGAUGAAAACCGCACACCAGAGGCUCCCACCUUCUCCUCUGUCAUUCAGGAUGUGGAAGUGGUGGAAGGCAGUGCUGCCCGCUUUGACUGCAAGAUUGAGGGGUACCCAGACCCAGAGAUAGUGUGGUACAAGGAUGACCAGCCUAUUAAGGAGACUCGUCACUUCCAGAUCGACUAUGAAGAGGACGGCCACUGUAGCCUGGUGAUCUCAGAGGUUUGCCCCGAUGAUGAUGCUAAGUACACCUGCAAAGCCGUCAACAGUCUGGGAGAAGCUUCCUGCACCGCUGAACUGUUGGUGGAGUUCAUGCAGGAGGAGGAAGGAGACGGAGACGGUGAAGGAGAGGAGGACUGAAUAAAGACGGAAACAGAAGUGUAAAAUGAUGGACGGUGUGAGAAAGAGGAGAGUGGCUUAAUACCACAGAAACUAUGAAUAUCUUAAACAUUUAUACAAUUUCGAUUCUCCUUUUUUACACCAUCUUUAUGUUUCUUCUUACUGCCUAGAAUAGUUCUGAGUAAAACUGUUUGCUGAGAUCAAAGACAUUCCUGCUUGUGUCUUUCUGUCCAGAUAAUGAUCCCAACUGUUUUACCAAAAGGGACUGCAAAAUUAGAUAUAUAGCAAGCAAUCCUUUGAUGUUGGGACACCUGGACAAAAAAAAAAAAAAAAAAAAAAAAA